This is a messenger RNA of Colletotrichum higginsianum IMI 349063, 1692 nucleotides long. Its product is annotated as Membrane transporter. NCBI's taxonomy places the organism in Eukaryota, Fungi, Ascomycota, Sordariomycetes, Glomerellales, Glomerellaceae. The transcript has 3 exons. Gene Ontology annotation, cellular component: endoplasmic reticulum; membrane. Bases 1 to 1692 code for a protein of 563 amino acids. Gene Ontology annotation, biological process: transmembrane transport. The record is from RefSeq and is a predicted model, not a curated record.
AUGGACCAACAGUACAUGACGCCUCCGACGUCGUUUCGUCUGGCCGACAUGGCCCAAGGUGCCUACGACAUGCCUCUCAUGGCUAUGAAGAAGCCGCACGACUCCCACCCCUCCAUGGGCAACUUGGUCCUCCUCGUCUUCGAAGCCGUCCUGGAGGUCGUUUGCGUCAGCUUGCCCGGUUACAUUGUCGCUCGUAUGGGUCACUUCGACGCCGACAAGCAGAAGUUCUUGGCCAACCUUAAUGUCAUGCUCUUCACGCCAUGCCUGAUCUUUACCAAGCUGGCCUCCCAGCUUAAUGCCGAUAAGCUCCUCGAUCUUGCCGUCAUUCCCAUCAUCUUCGUCAUCCAGACCCUCGUCUCGUGGCUCGUCUCUGUUGGUGUAUCUCGCCUCUUUGGCUUCAAUCGCCGCGCCUCCAACUUUGUCACAGCUAUGGGAGUGUUUGGCAAUUCCAACUCGUUGCCCAUUUCCAUGAUCUUGUCCUUGUCGCAGACGAUCAAGGGUUUGCAUUGGGACAAGAUUCCCGGGGAUAACGAUGAUGAGGUUGGUGCCCGCGGCAUUUUGUACCUCUUGAUCUUCCAGCAACUCGGUCAGCUGGUGCGCUGGAGCUGGGGUUACCACGUACUGCUCGCCCCUAAGGACAAGUACCCUGAGUAUCAGGACGAGCGCAUCGAGGAGGGCCAGUACGCCGGGGAUCGGGAGACGGCGCCUUUGCUGAAUGAGUACGACGACGGCGCGGCCGCCUCCCGCAGAUCUUCCAGUGACAAUCUGUCGAAUUACGAACCCGCCGGUCGUACUCCUGUUGCUAGCAGAUCCAGGGCUUCGCCCGCCGACACCGAGGACGAGGACGAGGACGACUUUCCCAAGAAGGCGAGGACGACCAAUGCCCUCGCUCCGCUUAAUGGUAAUCAUCCCGUUUUCGACGGAAGUGGCGAUGAGAUAUCGUCUUUCCCCCGCAUUCUUAACACGGAUGAACCCGACGUUCCCGAGGGAGUUAAGGGCUACCCUGCCCGCGUUAACAAUGCCGUUGUAUCUGCUAAGCGCUCCACGUCCAACUUUGUCAAACGCCAGUACGAACACCUUCCUGCUCCUGCCAAAUCGAUUCUUUCGGCACUGGGCCGCUUUGCCGGCAAGCUCUACAACUUCCUUUGGGAGUUUAUGAACCCGCCCCUGUGGGCCAUGCUCAUCGCCGUCGUCGUUGCUUCCAUUCCGGCCCUGCAGAAGAUUUUCUUCGAGGAGGGAUCAUUCGUCAAGAACAGCUUCACCGAUGCCGUCCAAUCAAGCGCUGGAGUCGCCGUCCCCUUGAUUCUGGUUGUUCUUGGUGCCAACCUUGCGCGCAACACCCAGAAAAGCGAUAAGCAGCGCGACCCCGAGGAGGAUCAGAUCGGAACGAAGCUUCUCGUUGCCUCUCUCGUGUGCCGCAUGCUUCUGCCGACUCUCAUCAUGACCCCUAUCCUGGCCAUCUUCGCCAAGUAUGUACCGGUCAGCAUCCUGGACGAUCCCAUCUUCGUUAUCGUCUGCUUCUUGUUGACCGGCGCGCCAAGCGCCCUUCAACUGGCACAAAUCUGCCAGAUCAAUGAGGUCUACGAGGGUGUCAUGUCGAGAAUUCUGUUCCAGAGCUACGUCAUCUGGAUCCUCCCAUCAACCUUGAUCCUCGUCAUGUGCGCCUUGGAAGUCGUUGAGUGGGCUGCUUGA